AUGGGGCACCUUCUUUGGCAGGUGCGAGUGCAUGAACGCAAGCGUUCGGGUUUCCGGCAUCUUCUGUCGGUAAAAGGGGUACCGAGAACGGAGAAGAAAGAGGAAGCUGAGAUGGGUAAUCCCUUGAGGUCCUUUCUCCUCCUCUUCCUCAUCUUGCUGUCGUCACCAGUCUUUUUCCUCAUCUCCUGUGAAUCCGUACCCGUCGAUCCGCGCCCGCGGGCGUUCCCUUCCUUCAAGAUCCAAGAGAUCAAGGAGGAGAUCGGGUGGGGAUGUUCCUACACUGUGAAGAUAAAGACCAGUUGUUCUUCCAGGCGCUUCACUACUGAUCGGAUCAGCCUCGCUUUCGGUGAUGCUUACCACAACGAGGUAUAUGCACCAAGGCUGGAUGAUCCAUCAUCGGGUGCAUUCGAACGUUGCUCCACCGAUACUUUCAAGAUCCAAGGGCCAUGUGGGUAUGGAAUAUGCUAUCUAUAAUUGCGGCGGGAUGGAUGGGAUGGGUGGACACCAGAGUGGGUCCAGGUCAAUGAGCCCCAUGUUAGCCGUGCCAUCAGCUUCUACUACGGUACCCGUCUCCCUAAUGGCAUCUGGUAUGGCUUCAACCAUUGUCCCAGAUCAUCCUCCUCCAUCGGCGUUGCGGAGAUCUGAUUAUGAGAAAGUGAGAUUUAGUAAAUAAAUAAAGGAGAGCAGUAUAUGUAUUACUAGGACUGCAUGUACUCUACGAGGCUGGGAUCUUUGUGUUGAUCUUAGUCAUUACCAGCAUUAUUACCGAGAGCAGCUUCAUGAUAUAUAUGUUUGUCUUGAAACACUUGGAGAUUGUUGGAAUAUCAAUUGAGUCAUCAAUUAAAUAACAAGCUUGUAUUGAGCAUUGUAGCAUCAUUUCACUGGAUGCCUAAACUGUUCAGCUUCAGGAAGAAAACCAAAUUGCCAUGCUGUGUCAGCAA
This is a messenger RNA of Musa acuminata AAA Group (dessert banana), 941 nucleotides long. Its product is annotated as embryo-specific protein ATS3B-like. Gene Ontology annotation, molecular function: protein binding. Lineage: Eukaryota; Viridiplantae; Streptophyta; Magnoliopsida; Zingiberales; Musaceae. The record is from RefSeq and is a predicted model, not a curated record. The transcript has 3 exons. The coding region runs from base 1 to 474 and encodes 157 amino acids.